UAUGCAUAAGCGACAAGUUUAAAUUGAGACAUUAAAGUAAGUAUGUUAUAAUAAUAGUUAGUCCUUCUAAGUGUCUUACCCAAUCAAGAUCACCGAAAUAAAAUGUUAAACCUAUCCAACCUUAAAUUUUAAAGUAAAUUACUCAAUUAAUCAAAAACUCAAAAGAAAGAAACACUGAAAGACUUUGCAAACCUUAUGAGAAAUUGAAAUGCAUAUAAAAUAUAUAACCUUCUACUACUUCUAGACCAAUAGAAGGUCGUGAUAUAUCAGUCACUUUUCAUUAAUUACUAUAAGAGUUUAGAAAUUAUAAGAAGCAAAACAAAGAGAAUUCAUUUAAUAGAAUCAAUAAACCAUCAAAAAAAGUGAGACAAAUUAGUUUUCCUAAUGCAGUUCUUCUCAAUAAUUCCAAUAGUGGAAGUCGUAUAAAAGAUAGUAUUUAUUUUUAAUAAAGGAGCUUCCAAUGACAAAUUAACAUAAAAAAUAUUAUCAAUAGCCAAAGCUUCACAUUCACAGAAUAAUUAUAAAUUAUAAUUUAAUGGAGUUAUAGAAGAUAUGUGUAGAUGUUCAUAAGAAUAUAACCAUUUAUUGAAUGAAUUCAAAGAAAAUUUGAAAAAUAAUGAUUCUCAUUACAGAAAGAGUUCAUAAAGAUGUGCCUCAGCUGAUAUUUAAUUGAUUGUAAGAAGUCCAAAUAAAAAAUCAAGAUCAUCAUCUAUAGAUCGAAAAGAAUCAAGAUUUUUAGGUUCAACAUAAGCACAUUCCAAUCCAAAAGAAUUAGAUUUAACAUGUGAUGAAAAUGAUAUAGUUGUACACAAUGUUAAUCUUGAUGAAAGAAUUAAAACCGAACCAGAUCCCUUAAUUAAUCAAGAAAGAUUAUAUUUGGCUGAUCCAUAUUAUUUAACUAAAUAAAGUGAAAUCACAUGGUUAAUAAGAGCUAUAGUAAUUGAUUGGAUGAUGGAAACAGCAAUGGGUAAUAGAUUAAAAAGAUAAACAUUUCAUUUAUCAAUAUUUUAUUUAGAUUCAUACUUGUCUAAGAAACAAGCUAAUAAAUAAAAUAUAUAAUUAGUUGGAUUAGCAAGUUUAUUAAUUGCCAACAAAGUAGAAGAAGUUAAUCCAAUUUGUCUUAUGCAAUUUUAAAAGGCUGCUAAUAAUGGUUAUAAAUAAAGUGAAAUCUUAAAUAUGGAAUUAGAUAUAUUAUUUGUAAUAAUUUAUUAUUUUUAUAUUUAGACACUUAAAUGGUAAGUGAAUCCACCAUCAUACACAUAUUGGAUUAAUUGGUUUACAGAUUAAUGGGAUAUUUAUGCAAAUAAUCAUGGUAUCAAUCUCUUUUUUCGAAAAGCAAAUGAAGAAUCUUAUUAAUGUAUUUAAAUCUUAAUAAAAAGUAUUUAGAAAGUUAUGUCAACUUAUUGAUUGCACAUUAUUGGAUAUUCAAACUCUUCAAUAUAUGCCUAGAACUAUUGUUGCCUCAUUUAUGUAUUUGAUAAUUUCAUUUUAAUUAAAUGUCUUUGAAAUUGAUAUGCUUGAAAUUAUGUCUAGAACAUCAAUGUUUUUAUUAAAUCGUAUAUAUUUUAUUAAUAAUUUUUAGGAGAUAACUAAUUCAACUUAAUAUUUGGAUAAUUUGUAUCAAUUACUUUUGGUUUUGCAUUAUAAGAUAUACUACCAGCUAUUUAAUAUGCAGUUGGUUUUUAUGAAUUAGAAAUUAAUUAUGAAACUCCUCCUGGAGUUGUUCAUUUAUCCAAUACUCCAUUGGAAGUAAUAUAUAUAUAUUAAAUUUAGUCUAAUUAUGAAGAAUUUCUUUCAUUUUAAUGUUAUUCAAAAUACUAACUUGAAUUUGUCAGAUAAAAAAUAAGAGAUUGA
Messenger RNA from Paramecium pentaurelia, 1854 nucleotides. The record is from the annotation of a GenBank genome assembly. Lineage: Eukaryota; Ciliophora; Oligohymenophorea; Peniculida; Parameciidae.